AAGAUCUGUAAAAUGUCUUUCCACGUUCAGCUGUGGCUGCUUGUCACAUUAUCCGCCGUGGCUGCAGAUUAUUCCUUUUAUACCCCACAACUGACUGCCAAAUCUUUAACAGGAAAGAUUACAGCUACAACAUUUGUUCUUGACAAGCCACAGUGCGUCUUUACCUCAAAUAAUGCAGUAUGGUUAAUUGUAGCUAACAGUACAGUUGCAGCAGGAUUGAAAGAUACUCAGUUGUCAACUGCUCCUUUUUAUUCUUUAUCUGCAUCUUCGGCCUACUAUCGCAUUCUUGGAGACUCUGAGAGCACUUACCCCUGCAACAAUGAAGCUCAAUUCAUUCGAGUUGGUAAUGAUACAUCCUGCUCUGGUACUUCCAACUGCAAUGGACCUUUACCUUCUCCUGGUCAAUACCAAGUUAAGUUUGUUGUGGUCAAUCCUAAUAUGGACCUAGUGGAUCAAACUAGCUGGUCUCCCAUAAUCAGACUCAGCCAAGGAAAGGUAUCAUCAUCAAUUGACACAUGGCCUGGGCGGCGUAGUGGGGGUAUGAUUGUCAUAACCUCCAUCCUUUCAAUCCUGUUAGCUACCUUUGUGGUUUGUCUUAUUGGGACAUUCAUUGUGGGAAGGAAAAAUAUAAUUUGUUGCAAGAAGACUGAAAACAUAGAAUACCCUGUUCCUCAAGCACUGGAUAUGAAGGAUUAUAAAACACAUAAUAUACCUAAAAAUAUUUAG
Molecule: messenger RNA, 726 nt
Organism: Bufo gargarizans (Asiatic toad)
Lineage: Eukaryota; Metazoa; Chordata; Amphibia; Anura; Bufonidae
Gene: UPK3B
Product: uroplakin 3B
Exons: 6
Coding region: 13-726 (237 amino acids)
Source: RefSeq, a predicted model, not a curated record